UAGAUCUAGCCCGGCAUGGAAACAGGCUCGGAAUGGUAUUUCCCCUCCCUGAAGGCCUGGAACGAAGCCCCAUCUCCUACCCUCCGGAUCCAUUCCGGGAGACUCGCGAGUCGCGAGACCGUGGCGUGGCGCAGCACCGGCGGCGCGCGCGGCGACGAGGUGGCGGCGUGGCGGUGCGAGGCGAUGGCGUGGCGGCGCGCAUCCCCGACGGCGACCCUCCCCGCCAUCUUCUCACUGCUGAGAUGGGGGGCGUGUGUGUUCGCCAGUUUGGUGUCGAGAUGCAGCGCGCCCUGUGCUAGAUUUGAUGUUUCGAGCUGGCACAGGCGGGUGGAGUGGCGGACCGCGACCACGCGAUCCGGCGGUGAACCUGAAGAAUCCAGGGUGAUUCCAAGAGCACUCAUGCCGCUUGAGAUCCUGCACUGCACAAAGCUUGAGCUGGAGCGGGUUGGAAACAUACUGGCAGGCUACAUGGUGAAAAACUUGUUUGAGGGUUUAGAGUCUUGCUCGGCAAACUAUUGUAAUGUUAAGUUUUUGACUAUCAUGAUGCUUGUCAAACUAUUCAAAAUCUUUAGCUAUUUAUGCUUAGCUUUGUUUGGUACCAUGGAUGGAAACAUGGUCCUGCUGAACGGUUUAGAGUCCUGGAAUUAAUACUGUCCAUAAUCAACCGAACACAACUUUUUAUUACUUUGGAA
Panicum virgatum (switchgrass) is the source of this 692-nucleotide messenger RNA. RefSeq lists its product as uncharacterized. The record is from RefSeq and is a predicted model, not a curated record. Bases 16 to 648 code for a protein of 210 amino acids. The transcript has 4 exons. NCBI's taxonomy places the organism in Eukaryota, Viridiplantae, Streptophyta, Magnoliopsida, Poales, Poaceae.